GCUUCUGGCUCUGUCGUCAUACCAAAACAGUUAGAAGACGCGGUUUGAGACGCUUGCUGAGUAAAACAUCAAAACUACUAGCGUCAUACUCUACAGCUAGCUAUAUUUUACGAAAUCGUAACAUUUGUAAACAAGGCUGUUCUGGCAGCAGAACUUCGAAAUCGGAAACCCGCAAACGCAUUCACAGGGGAAAUAUUUGGCAUAAACAUACGACAGCUUAGCUAACUAUCUAAUGCUAGUUAGUUAACGUCGUUCACCAGAAUUGAACACCUAGCUACGGACCUUCAAAAUGCAAUGUUGUGUUUGGGGGUGCAAGGCCCAAUAUCGGAAAGGAGGAGGGUUAGGGUUUUUCCGAUUCCCUACUGGAGAGAACGAAAUUGCUCAAAGUCAAAGGAAAACUUGGAUAAAAAUGGUGAAGAUUGAAAACCCCGAACCAGAUCUGCCUUCCCGUUUGGGUGGUAAAUUGGUACUCCAAAUGGGAAACGACUGGCACCCUACUACCUCCUCUCGCAUUUGUGGGAGGCACUUUGUUUUAAAAAAACCAAACUUACAUCCGGACCACCCUGACUUUGCCCCAUCCCUCUUCCUUCGCCCAGAGGACAAUGCCUUGAGUCCGAACACAGCUCAAACAGAAGGGAAAAGAAACCUGCAGAGCUAUGACAGGGCAGUGAAGAAGAAGAAGUGCCUUGACCUUAGUGAGGUUGGAGGUGCUGACCUGAGGGACAGUUAUGCUGACACCACAGAAGAAACUGAAGAGCAGGACCUGGGCACCUGUGUAUCGUGUGAGGUCCUGAGGAAGUCCUUAAAUGAUUUGCAGUCCAGGCAUGAUGCUCUGCAAGUCGAAACUGUCAAUCUCAGGGCGGAGAGAGACUUUUACAAAGAUAACACUCAAUCCUCUCUCUUUGCUGACACCUUUACAGACAGAGACAAUCAAAUGCAUACCGUGAGAGAAGUGCCAAGCAUGGCUAAACCAAAUGGUAUGAACCAACAAUGUACUGGGAUGGUUGAGGAGCCAUGUCUUAUGGAGGUUGAGGGGUCAUGUUCUGUGAAGGUUGAGGAGCUUUGUCCUGUGAAGGUUGAGGGGGACUAUGAUCAAGUGUUGAUUAAGGAAGAGGAACAACAGGUCCAAAUAGAACUUUGUAGCCCGUUGGCUAGUCAGGACAAAGUGACCAAUGUCUCUCGCAGGUUGCCAAUUCAUGUCCCCAAGGAUAAAACUAUCCAGCUUGCCAAAGCCGUAGUAGAAAGCCACCUAAUGACGAACCAUCUGCCUGGCAGCCAAACCACUGCUGAGCCUUUGCAGAAGACUCCUCUGUCAGCUCAAAGGACACCUGUUGCAGGCAAACAAAUUCAGAGAAGCAUAACACACACAGAGAGGGAUGAGUUGCUUUGGCUGGGCUACAUGAAGUGGAAUGUGCGUCUUCCUGCAAGCACAAUUAGAACCGCACACAAGUUUCAGACGCCUAGGGCAACAGUGCAAUACCUUCUACACGCGGUCUUCUCCCAAUGUGAACUCGCCACCAGCAAUCUCAAGGGCAUCCCUGCACUGGGCCUUAACAAACUGGACCCGGACAAACUUUCUGCCAUAAGACAGUUUGUCACCACCAAGUUUCGCCGUUUAGACAUGCGUCAAUGUGGUAAAGACUGGGUCAAGUGCCGGCGCCAGAUAACCAGCAUGCUCAGGAACAUUCGGAAGGAGGACAGGAAGACGAGGGGGCUCUCAGGAAACCUUUGUAUGAUAGAGAAGGUGUUAACGGAUCAGAGUUUACCCAGUCAGCCAUCGCCUCCCUCAUUCCCCUCGAUCUCCCAACAGCACACAGCUGCGUUCUACAACCCAAUAGAAGAAGAAGAGAUCCUCUGUCUGGAGAGUUAGGUUACACAAUAUCUGUAAUGAUGUUUGCAUUUUCUUGUAAUAAACAGUUUGUUGGGAGUAAAAAAUAUAA
Oncorhynchus kisutch (coho salmon) is the source of this 1940-nucleotide messenger RNA. RefSeq lists its product as uncharacterized. The record is from RefSeq and is a predicted model, not a curated record. NCBI's taxonomy places the organism in Eukaryota, Metazoa, Chordata, Actinopteri, Salmoniformes, Salmonidae. Gene Ontology annotation, molecular function: DNA binding. Bases 290 to 1870 code for a protein of 526 amino acids. The transcript has 2 exons.